Molecule: messenger RNA, 657 nt
Organism: Letharia columbiana
Lineage: Eukaryota; Fungi; Ascomycota; Lecanoromycetes; Lecanorales; Parmeliaceae
Exons: 5
Coding region: 1-657 (218 amino acids)
Biological process (GO): 'de novo' IMP biosynthetic process
Cellular component (GO): cytoplasm
Molecular function (GO): phosphoribosylglycinamide formyltransferase activity
Source: RefSeq, a predicted model, not a curated record
AUGGCAAACCAGACUCCCGUCCGAAUUACCGUUUUGAUAUCAGGCAAUGGAACCAAUCUCCAAGCCUUGAUCGACGCCAGAGACGAUGCUCUUAAAAACUGUAGCAUUGUGCGAGUUAUAUCGAACCGUAUGAAGGCUUAUGGUCUUCAUCGAGCGAAGGAAGCUUCAAUACCUACGCAUUACCAUAAUUUGAUACCGUACAGGGAAAAAUUCGCAGAAAACGCAAGAACCGAAUAUGACAAGGAUCUGGCUGCCAUUGUCCUGGCCGACAAGCCAGACUUGGUAGUCUGUGCUGGGUGGAUGUCUAUCUUAGCGGACACGUUUCUCGACCCACUUGCUGAGGCCCACGUUCCCAUCAUCAAUUUGCAUCCUGCGUUGCCGGGACAAUUCAAUGGCGCUAAAGCCAUCGAGCGAGCCCAUAAGGCAUGGCUGGAGGGAAAGAUUGAGAAGACUGGGAUCAUGAUUCAUUACGUGGAGUCGGAAGUAGACAUGGGCAAGCCGAUACUUGUAGAAGAGAUACCAUUCAACAGGGGUGUCGACGAAAAUAUCGAGAAACUGGAGCAAAGAAUCCAUGAGAAGGAGCAUAAGCUCAUUGUCUUGGGAACCCGUAUGGUAGCUGAGGAGAUACAGAAACGCAACUCCAAUGGCGUAUCAUGA